This is a messenger RNA of Exaiptasia diaphana, 1750 nucleotides long. Its product is annotated as serine/threonine-protein kinase pdik1l. Gene Ontology annotation, cellular component: cytoplasm. Gene Ontology annotation, molecular function: protein serine/threonine kinase activity; ATP binding. Bases 1 to 978 code for a protein of 325 amino acids. The record is from RefSeq and is a predicted model, not a curated record. Lineage: Eukaryota; Metazoa; Cnidaria; Anthozoa; Actiniaria; Aiptasiidae. Gene Ontology annotation, biological process: autophagy; peptidyl-serine phosphorylation. The transcript has 2 exons.
AUGCCACUACCGACUAUGGUCGCUACUGGCCUACAACAACCACUACCGACUAUGGGCGCUAUACCUGUCACACAACAACCGCUUGCUAUAGGCGGUAGACUAUUUACACGGUUGGGUAAAAUUGGCCAGGGUGCCUUUGGCGAAGUCUAUUUGGUGGGAGAGCUAGGUACUGGCAAUCUCUUCGCUGUCAAGAAAAUUGAUGUAUCGGUCAACAGUACAAGUCUAAAAAGUGAAAUUGCGCUAUUGAACUUUGCAAAACACAAGCACAUUGUUACUUUGUAUGRUGUCAAAUUCAUUGGCUCCCAAGCCCUUAUCCUUAUGGAGUACUGCUCUGGUGGAAACCUCAAUAGCCGUUUAGCCAAGGGAAACAUCACCGAAAGCCUCAAACUACGAUGGAUGAGCGAGCUGGCCGACGCCACACGUUUCCUUCACUCACAAAACAUCGUCCAUCGUGAUUUAAAACCAGAAAAUGUCCUUCUGACGUCGAAAGAUUCGAUCAAGUUGGGCGAUUUUGGUCUCGCAAGAGUAUAUACAGCGGCCUCAAUUGCUUCAGGUCAAGCUUCCUCAAUGAAUUGCUACAUGGGACUAUUAGCGGGCACAAGAGAUUGGAUGGCGCCUGAAGUUUUCCUUGGCCACUAUACGGAAAAAGCAGACAUUUUYUCUCUCGGCGCCAUCUUCUACACUAUUCAAACCCUUAGCUGUCAAAUGAACCCGCGAGGCGAGAAACAUUUCUUGGGGUUUGUCGUUCAUGGUGCAAAAAAGCUUGGCUUUGGGGAAGCACUACUGUCGAAUCURAUGCUUCCUUUUGGCAACAUGCCUCCAGGGUCAAGAAAAGAGCUGAUUCAAGCUAUGCUUUGUAUCAACUACAAACAGCGGCCCAGUGCCGAACAAAUUUACAGUAUCAUUCAAGGUAUCAAUGUUGAAGAACAGUUGACAACAUCAUUAGCUAACCUCUUGCAGGGCUAUUUAUUUCCUUAGCCUUCAUCGGAGUCGACUACGAAGUGAUACUUAGUUCGGUUUCUAAAGUACAUCAUUUUAAUAUAUCUGACAUUAAAAUGCAAGUUCUUUUCAUUAAAUAUUGCAAUGAGAAGGAUAGCAAGUACGGUUUGAAAUGAAGUUGAUUUCGUAUUUGUGAAUUUGCUGAAUGAAUUCAGUAUGACCUUUUACUUUUCGAUAUGUUUACUUUAGAGUCCUAGACUGUUUUGAUUAUUGUAGUUACAUGUAGUUUCAUGCGUGGCAAACCCUCUUGUAGUUAAGCCCACUAUACUAUAGUCUUCUAUUUGACAAGCCAGAUGUUAGAUUUAGGCCAAGAGAAAGUUGAAAAAAAGAAAGAAAAAGAGAUGCAGUUAUAGGUCUAUAAAAAAACGUUAUAAGAAGAACUGACUUCAGACCCUCCAAACACUUUCUGAUUCAGGGCCGUAGCCAGAAGAUUUAUCGGGGGGGGGGGGAGCACAUCAAAUAGAAAACGGACCUAUGAGUAACAUUGCGACUCUUUUUCGUGAUUAAAUAACUUUUUGGUGAUAAAAGCGGACUUUUUUGCAUGUGCACCCUGUGCUCCCCCCUAGCUACGGGCCUGUGAUUAUACUUAAUUGUCGUCUAUGUCUUUCUCAGCCUUAGCUAUGUUGACUUGUUUAUGAAACGAGCUAUUAGUGUAGUUUAUAAAUAGCUACUUAAUGUAAUCGAGAAUGAUAGAAAUAAACAUACAGCAGUCCAUGUUUUACAUGAGCUACAUGUAGUCAGGAUACGAAUA